AUGCGUCAAUGUGAAGAAGACAAGGUGAGCCAGAAGAGGAAGGAGUGCCAAAGGCGCGAAGCGAAUGUUGCGCUUUCGCAUGUUAUCAUCCACGAAGAUCCUGCAGGAAAAGAUGAGACACCAGUACCCGGACAUGAUGAGAAGCUACCGGCGAAAGACGUAUCGCCAGAUCCUUCUGACGCUGCUCAGUCACUUCGCCCUCUACCGCAGAUCUCGCGCAAAAGACAACGCGAGCCUAGUUGCGAGUCACGAGACCCGUCACUUAAAGAGUCGAUUGUGGAUACAUCACAGCGUGAUUCCACCGACGUACACAGCCCGUACUCAGAAUCAGCAACCGCCCCAUUGGAAUACUACAUUCGCCUAGCCUCAAAGUCCAUGUCGCUCCCAACUCCUUCCGACUCGUACUUCACCUCACCAGAGCACGCGCCAGUACUCCACCGCAAUCGCGAGAACAAGAUCAUAAUGUACACAGGCUCCUUCAACCCACCGCAUCUUGGUCACUUCGAACUGGCCUUUCAUACAUUCCUACGUAGCUCCUCCACCACCAUCGCCGUCGUCUUCCUUCCAUUUCGCGAUAAACUCAAAGCGAAAGACGGCGCUAUGGUCAACGGAAAGGUCUUCGCCACUGAAAAAGAACAAAGAAUCGCGCUACUACAAAACGACCUACUGCAGCGCUGGACUUGGUUUUACAGAGGCCAUCGCACAGAUUUCGAAAAAUACGGGGCUACUCUGAUCAAAGAAGCGAAGAAAGACGGAUUCCAAGUUUCCUUUGUAGUCCUAGCUGGAAGCGAUAAAUUCGAACGCGAAAAAGUCGAAACAAAGCCCUCUUGGCUCAUAGGAUGGGGAGAAAUAAUCACCAGCGACAUCACACGGCCGUCUAGUCUGUUCAAGGAUCCAAAGCGUUCGCCCAGACGGUUACCUGGAUGUAGAUCUUGGCGCUUGAUCUCUACACCAACCAGCAGGAAGGGAGACUCCAGCUGUGAAUGCGGAGGCGCGAAUCAUGAAUGUCGCAUAUCUCUACGAAUCCAAGAGUACUGCGGUGGGCAUGCUGCUUUGGAAGGCGAGCCGCAUGUUAGAUCCAGGCAAGACAACUUGCUGCAUGAGAUUCUGGUAAGAUGCCAUGAGGGAGUGGGGCCGACGUGGGUUUGCCACAAGAAGACUGGGGGUACAGUGACGUUUUUGGGUAGUGGAAGAGAUACUGAUGGGGAUGAGAAGAGAGAAGAGGUUAGUUCUUCGGCCAUCAGAAAGAUAUUGAGUGGAGGUGGUAAUCGCGAGGAGAUGUCGACAAAGUUGGAGAAGGUCAUGAUGAACCCAGAGUUACUGCUACACUAUCUUGAAUCGGAUGGAUAA
Alternaria conjuncta is the source of this 1350-nucleotide messenger RNA. RefSeq lists its product as uncharacterized. The record is from RefSeq and is a predicted model, not a curated record. The coding region runs from base 1 to 1350 and encodes 449 amino acids. Lineage: Eukaryota; Fungi; Ascomycota; Dothideomycetes; Pleosporales; Pleosporaceae. The transcript has a single exon.